Molecule: messenger RNA, 2547 nt
Organism: Orbilia oligospora ATCC 24927
Lineage: Eukaryota; Fungi; Ascomycota; Orbiliomycetes; Orbiliales; Orbiliaceae
Exons: 1
Coding region: 1-2547 (848 amino acids)
Biological process (GO): meiotic cell cycle; microtubule nucleation; spindle assembly
Cellular component (GO): centrosome; equatorial microtubule organizing center; spindle pole
Molecular function (GO): microtubule minus-end binding; gamma-tubulin binding
Source: RefSeq, a predicted model, not a curated record
AUGCUCCACGAGCUCUUCCUCAUUCUUGCUGGCCACUCAUCCCCGCUCUUCACCCCAGAGCUUCCUGAUAACUUCCCACUUGUUUCUCCAUCCGAACGAGCCCUUCUUAACGACCUUGCUAGUAUUGGUAUCCUUCAUCGCCGAAUUCGCUACUCUUGCGACCUUAUCACGACCCACCACCCAUCCACAGUUGCCCGCGCUGUCGCUUGUGGCAUCAUCAACCAUCUUCAAAAGUUCCGAACUCAGGUCACUGAGACCGAAAGACUUAUUCUUAAUCAUGACGACCUACUCGUUGGAGCCUACAAUAUUGUCCCAUUGGCAAAGAUCGUGGCACUAUUUUCUGGCUGGAGGAGGGUUCUUGAAUACAUGGAAGGGUUGACGAAGUUGAUGCUUUUCGGUGAAGCUGCUGGGCUUCGUACACAAGAGACAGAGGAUGGCGAAGAGGAAGAAGAGGACUUGGAGGACGAUGUAGAAGACAUUGAAGAUGAUGAUGCAUCCGAGAUUCUUACACAACGAGGCGUCAAAGGUGCCAAAAUUAUCGAUAGGUUACGAGAGGACAUGCAUACAGGGUACCCUUCCCUCGAGGAACUAGUCAUCGAAUUAUUGAAUACGGCAGAACUAGCGUGGUUACGUCAAGUUUCUACUUGGGUUCUUUACGGGCGAUUGCCGACAUUUGGAGCCUCGGAUUUUAUGAUCAGGGAAAUGGCUACGGGGGAACAGGAUGAGGAAGACGACGACGUAGAGGAAACGAUGCUUUCCCUGGACUUCGCGCUAUCGAGGAGUAAUAUUCCAAAAUUUGUGACACCCCAGACCUCAAGUUCAAUAUUGUUCGUGGGAAGGGCUUUGCAUCAGAUCCGGAGGAAAGGUGGAUUAAUAAAGGCUGGGUCCAAGGCCGCUGCAACAGUCACAUCAGAGAAGGCGCUACUACAGGAGCAUCUGGCUAUAUUACAGGACCUCAAAACGCCUCUUAGUCCGGUUUUAUUUCAGGCUGCGAUUAGCUCGAUCCGCGAUUCGCUAUCGAUGAACACAUUACAGUUGCUUUUGCCGACGGAACAGAUACUGGAUGUUCUUCACAUACUGCGAGAGUUCUAUCUACUUGGUCGGGGAGAAUUCGCCAUCGGAUUAGUCGAACAAGCUGACGAAAGUAUUCGCAAACGACUCACUCGACCCGCAUUAUUCAAAUCAAAGACGGGCACUUCUCUUGGGGCGAUUACCGUAAAAGAUGGUGAGGUUGGGAACGUUCUCAAACGAACAUGGGCGGCAUUAUACCUUCGACAAGCGGAGGAACAACAUGAUGACAGACUCGACCGGGCGAGGGAGGUUCUUUAUCUUACUUUGCAGACUAAAGAUGGGAGUACUGUUGGAGGUACACCGGGAACGGCGCCGAUCAAGGUCCCGUUGAUUGUGAAGAAUUUGGAUAAGACGGCGUUUGGGGAUUUACUGUUAGGUGUACCAAUCAGCCUAGGGUUUAACCUGACAUGGCCAUUGGAGCUGUUUUUAACGCCGCAGGACCUGGAGAUAUAUCAAUAUCUGUUUCACUACCUACUUUCUAUUCGACGGGCGCAGAUGAAACUACAGGGUUUAUGGCAGGCGAGGAGGAAUACAGCGGUACAAGGGAUCGCUACAAGGCGGAAUAAAGAGGAGUUGAAGGGAAAAAGGCAGAUUCUAGUGAAGAGGGAGAAGAGCCAGAGACUCGCGUGGGCAACAGCGAAUCUUUGUAUAUUCUUCCUAGAGAGUUUGGGGAUUUACUUUCAAGGGAACGUGGUUGAUUCGGGGUUCGGCGAGCUGGAAGGAUUGGUUGGGGUUGGGCAAUCUUCAGCCGCGGGGGCAGAUACGGCGAUACCUGGGAGCCCGGUCACCGGGAGGUUUGGGUCCUUUGGGAGGAGAGGAGGCCAUAUGGGUUCUAUAUCCUCUCGACCUAAAACGCCGCAGAGCCCUCGGACACCGACACUACAAUCGUUUGCCAGUCCUAUCAGGACGAAGUUUACGGCGCCAGGGUCACCGAGGACUACGAAGGAUGGGCUAUCGAGAAGACCAGAGACACCAAAUACACCCAAGCUCACGACCGAAGCCGAAGACGAGAAGAAGGUUACCAACCCGGAGACUCUGACAUUGGCUCAUCAACGGUAUUUACGAUCUAUUUGCCAGCAGACCUUUAUCACAGAUACGAUAUUCACGAAUCGACUGAGAACGUUGUUGGAAAUGUGUGAGAUACUUGGUACGCAUGUGACCGGGCUUAUGAGAGCGAAUGAGAUUCUGGAUCUGGUAGACGCGGAUGAUAGUAUGGCAGAGGAUGGGUUAAGGGAGUUAGAUAGGACUUGUGGAGAGAUAAGAGGGGUUGUGGGAGGACUUGUAAGGAGAUUACAUGAGAUGGAUGAAGAGAGGGAUAGAUUCGAGGUUACAAGGAAGGGGCAGAAGGCGAACCAGAAGAAGGGUGGUGAGAGUCUGAGGGCUGGAGGGGCUGGAGGGUCGUUCUUUGAGGGGGCUGGGAUAGACAAGCUGCUGAUGAAGCUUGAUUUUGCAACCUUGAAUUUGGGGAUACAGUGA